Messenger RNA from Molossus molossus (Pallas's mastiff bat), 2371 nucleotides. RefSeq names its product zinc finger protein 883-like. Gene Ontology annotation, molecular function: DNA-binding transcription factor activity, RNA polymerase II-specific; RNA polymerase II cis-regulatory region sequence-specific DNA binding. Gene Ontology annotation, biological process: regulation of transcription by RNA polymerase II. NCBI's taxonomy places the organism in Eukaryota, Metazoa, Chordata, Mammalia, Chiroptera, Molossidae. The transcript has 3 exons. The coding region runs from base 127 to 2199 and encodes 690 amino acids. The record is from RefSeq and is a predicted model, not a curated record.
UCCACCAUGUUAACAAGAAGCAGUGUGGUCUACAUUGGAGGCAGGCCCAGAGCACAUGUAACAUUUGUCCGCCCAUCUGUCUAUUGUUGUGGGAAGGAGCAGAAUCAAUAAGAAUAUGAGAAAAGAAUGUCUCUGAUGGGACAAAGGCCUGUAAUCUUUUCUGAGGAUAUGCACUUUGAGGACGUGGCCAUUGUCUUCUCCCAGGAGGAGUGGGGGCUCCUUGAUGAGGCUCAGAGACUUCUGUACUGCGAUGCAAUGCUGGAAAUCUUUGCACUUGUAGCAUCUGUGGAUUGUUGGUGUAAAAUGGAUGAUGAGAUGGCCCCUCAUGAGGAGAUUGUAUCUAUAGAAGGAAAAUCAGAGAUCAGGGAUUCUAAGACAGCUCCAGGAUCCCAGAAGACCCAUCUCUGUAAGCAGUGUGUCUCAGUGUUAAAUAUAUUGCACCUGAUUGAGUUACAAGCAGCAAACCUUGAACAUAAAGCAUUCUUCAGUGAUGCAUGUGUGAGAGGCUUGUGUUCUAGUGCAAACCUUCACCAGCCACAGAGCGAUGUUAGUAGAGAAAAGCUCUGGAAAGAAGAUGUGGACAGGGUCUCCGCUAUGACCAGGGGCUGCUUCUACUUAUCAGGGGUGUCUUUAACCAAUAGGAAGGUUGGGGAAGACAUCGCAUCCAUCUCAAGGCUUCUCCAGCACCAGGCCACGAAUACCACAGAGGAGCCACACAGUAGCAAUGAGAUUUGGCAGGAAUUUGGCAGACAAAAAAGGCCUCACCAGUGGGGUGAAUGUGAGAAGCCGGCCUCCCACCACCAGAAAGUUGUUCAGUGUCAGGGUGUAUGUUCUGGAGAAGGGCUUUAUGAGUGUAACAAAUGUGGGAAAGUUUUUAGACAAAUCUUUAACCUCAUUCAACAUACGAGAUUUCACACUGGAGUAAUGCCGUCUGAGUGUAGUGAUUAUGGCAAGUCCUUCAGCCAAAGCUCUGCCCUCAUUCAACACGAGAGAAAUCACACUGGAAAAAAGUGGUAUGAGUGCAGUGUUUGUGGUAAAUGCUUUAGCCGCAAAUUUAUCCUCAUUCAACAUCAUAGAGUUCACACUGGAGAAAAGCCGUAUGAGUGCAGUGUUUGUGAGAAAUCCUUCAGUCGAAAGUCUACCCUCAUUGAACACCAGAGAAUUCACACUGGAGAAAAGCCGUAUGAGUGUAGUCAUUGUGGGAAGUUCUUCAGUCAAAAGUCAACCCUCCUUCAACACCAGAGAGUUCACACUAAAGAGAAGCCAUUUGAGUGUAAUAAUUGUGGGAAGUUAUUCAGUAAAAGUACUUUCCUCAUUCAACACCAGAGAGUUCACACUGGUGAAAAGCCAUAUGGAUGUAGUGAUUGUGGAAAGCCCUUUCGUCAAAGGUCUACCCUCAUUCAACACCAGAGAGUUCACACUGGAGACAAGCCAUAUGAGUGUACUGAUUGUGGGAAGUUCUUCAGUGAAAGUACUCUCCUCAUUCAACACCAGAGAGUUCACACUGGAGAAAAGCCUUAUGGGUGUAGUGAUUGCGGAAAGUCCUUCACUCUAAGGUCUACCCUCAUUAAACACCACAGAGUUCACACUGGAGAAAAGCCGUAUGAGUGUAGUGAUUGUGGGAAGUCCUUCAGUCAAAAGUCUACACUCAUUCAACACCACAGAGUUCAUACUGGAGAAAAGCCGUAUAAGUGUACUGAUUGUGGAAAGUUCUUCAGUGAAACCACUGUCCUCAUUCAACACCAGAGAGUUCACACUGGAGAAAAGCCGUAUGGAUGUAGUGAUUGUGGGAAAUCCUUCCUUCGAAGGUCUACCCUUAUUCAACACCAGAGAGUUCACACUGGAGAAAAGCCAUAUCAGUGUACUUAUUGUGGGAAGUUCUUCGGUGAAAGCUCUACCCUCAUUAAACACCACAGAGUUCACACUGGAGAAAAGCCCUAUGAGUGUACUGAUUGUGGGAAGUCCUUCAGUCGAAGGUCUAAACUCACUAAACACCAGAGAGUUCACACUGGAGAAAAGCCAUAUGAGUGUAGUGAUUGUGGGAAGUCCUUCAGUCAAAGGUCUGCCUUCAUUCAACAUCGCAGACUUCAUACUGGAGAAAAGCUGUAUGAGUGCAGUGUUUGUGGUAAAUGCUUUAGCCGCAAAGUUGCACUCAUUGAACAUCAGAGAGUUCACACUGGAGAAAAGCUGUGUAUAUGAAUGUACUCCUCAUUCAUCACCACAAACUUCACACUGGAGAAAAGCUGUGUGAGUGUACUGAUUGUGGGCAUCAUUCAUUCAGGCAAAGCUCUACUCCCAUUCAUUAUCAGAGAGUUCACUCUGGAGGAAAACUAUAUGAAUGUAAUGAAUGUGGCAAAUUCUUUAGACAGCA